UCUCCUCCCUCCUCUCCAGCUUCACCUGGCUCUCGGCUCAGGUGCACAGCAACAUGAUGAUGCAUUUCUCCGGCCGGAUCACGGACAGCUUCGACCGGGAGUUUCGCUGCCUGUACGCCGACUCGCAGAUCGUCGACUGCUUCUUCAACGCGGAGGAGGAAGGUGGGGGGCUGCCUUACUACCCCUCCUACCAGGCCAUGAUGACCCCCGGUGGCCUGGUCCCGGGGCUGGACCUCCUCUCAGACAGCAGACAGCGGGACAGGGUUUGCUCUGAGAACUCCAGCAGCCAAUCCAGUAACAGCGUGUCGAGUGUGAAGGCUGCGCCCGGCAUGACCUCCAACACAGUCUACAAGGUCACCCAGAACCACGACAAGAAGGAGUCCAACAGCAACCCCCUCCUGAGCCCAGAGCGGAGAGGCCAGACCCCGACACCCCCGGGAACACGAGGCUUAUCCAACGGGGGAAUCCAUCAAGAUCGACCCCCGCCGGCGUACGGUCAGCAGAUGGGCAUCGAGUGGAACAAACCCAACGCGGCGGACGUCAUGCGGUCCAACAUCGGCGGGGCUUCGUCCAAAUUCCAGGCGAUGGGGUUGUACGAUCAGAAACCGAAUAUGUUCCACAGUCCAACCACAAACCUUCGGACGCAUACGCCCUCCCCCAUCACUGACAUUAAACUCGCCCCCAAGCAAAGGACUCCCCCAAACCAGUUCUUCAACAAGCUAUCGGACAUGUUCCUGCCCAACUCCAAGGAGACCUACAACACUCGGGGGUCUACGUCGCCUCUGGAGAUUCCUCCCUGGGGGGGGCCGGACCUCACGAUGAACGAGCCGGAGAGCGAGCAGAGCCUACCCCCCCCGCCCUCCCCCACCGUGCUGAUGAACCGGCAUGAACAGAAGCGAUUGACGCUGGGACACAGCAAGCUGGACCUGGUGAACCAGUACAACAAGAUGAAAUCCAGACAGGUGUACAGUCGCUUUGAGCUCAAGACAACCGAUUUAAACCGGGAACAAAUUUAGUUUCAAACCCUUUCCAUUCCUCCGGCGUCUCUUCGUCUACCAAUCAGAAGGUCGGUGCUUCGCCCGUUGUUGUGUUUUAGGGCAAGAUAUUGACAUCCCCAAAUGCUCCUGACUGUGAGCAGUGUGUUUGAAUCUUCCUGAUCUCCUUGCAAUGAAUGAAUGAAUGUGUGUCAAUGGGUGAUUGAGGACUUAAGAGCGCUUCGAGGUGCCUUUCUCUCGAACACACUCCAGGGAUUAAAGGAGGGUUUUCCACACGACACGUAUAAACAAUCCAGGUGAUGCAAUAAGAGUCCAUUUUCACCGUUUGUAUUAUGAAGUCUUUUAGGUAAACUUUUCUACAGCUGUGAAGAUGAGUUUUUAUGUGUGUAGCAUCACUAAGUGCACAUUAACAGAAAACUAGAAUUCACUAGGACACUCUCUCAUCAGAAAAUAAUAUAACUAUUAACGAUUUUGACCUCAAACGUUCGAAGUCUAGGAGUUUAACGACCAACUCAUUUCUACUUUCAGUAAGACUUUAAAUUCCAUUUCAGCUUUCAUUGUCAGUUACUUUGGUUUGAUAUUUAACCUUAAACAA
This is a messenger RNA of Notothenia coriiceps (black rockcod), 1590 nucleotides long. Its product is annotated as protein FAM83C-like. The record is from RefSeq and is a predicted model, not a curated record. Lineage: Eukaryota; Metazoa; Chordata; Actinopteri; Perciformes; Nototheniidae. The coding region runs from base 54 to 1016 and encodes 320 amino acids. The transcript has 2 exons.